Molecule: messenger RNA, 256 nt
Organism: Choloepus didactylus (southern two-toed sloth)
Lineage: Eukaryota; Metazoa; Chordata; Mammalia; Pilosa; Megalonychidae
Product: thymosin beta-4-like
Exons: 1
Coding region: 1-135 (44 amino acids)
Biological process (GO): regulation of cell migration; actin filament organization
Cellular component (GO): cytoplasm
Molecular function (GO): actin monomer binding
Source: RefSeq, a predicted model, not a curated record
AUGUCUGACGAACCUGAUAUGGCUGAGAUUGAGAAAUUUGAUAGGUCGAAAUUGAAGAAGACAGAAAUGCAAGAGAAAAGUCCACUGCCUUCCAAAGAAACGAUCAAACAGGAGAAGCAAACAGGCGAAUUGUAAUGAGGUGUGCGCCGCCAAUAUGCACUGUACAUUCCACAAGCAUUGCUUUCUUAUUUUGCUUCUUUUAGCUGUUAACUUUGUAAGAUGCAAAGAGGUUAGAUCAAGUUUAAAUGAUUGUGCU